AACGAAAGCACAGAAUCAUUACCAAGCCAGACCUCGAGGAGUGUAGACGUGUUUCUCGUUACCUAAGCUCAGUCGAGAGUUCUCGUGUCGCUUUACUUUCUCUCUUACACAUUUGAUACAUAUACACGUGUGAUAGUCGCGCCAAAGAGGACAGUCGCGAGACGCAACGUGUUGUACUCUGUACGUGCGUGAGAAUUGAACGAAACGAAAGGACGAAGGGAAAGGAGAGAAAACAGAUCGUUUCCCUGCUUUCUUCCCUCUCGCGCGGAUAUUCCGUUUGUGCUCGUAUAAGAGGAAAGCGAAUUUACGUUUUUGUCAAUAAACUUUCAGUGCAUCGUGUGUAUCUUUCGAUCAGAGAACAUUGAACUUUGUGCCAUCGUCCCGUGGGACGUUUUCGAACUGUCAUCGGUGCUUUUCAGUGCAAACUAUCGAACGAGCGAUCGCACCGCCGUCUAUCACAGUCUUCGAUAAUUGUAGUGAAUCUCGAUCAUCCGUUUAACGGUGUUCGAUAAUCGAUUCGAGUUCGGCCACGAACAAUUUUCCACCCAUGGAAAGUGAUCCAUUCGAGGAUCCACCUUAUAGGCGUUUCAGAAGACGUAAUUAAGAAAUACGCGUCGAUCGUGUGCUCAUUCGUUUCAAUCGAUCGUCGUUGAUCCGUGAAUAACAAUUUUCGUCAACUUUUGUUGGCGUAGUGUUAUACAUUGACCACGUGCGUUUUCUCUAUCGGAUAAUCGGUGACGACAAUAGUCUUUGUGGCGACGAACAUUGAGCGUGCGCCGUCGAAACCUAAAGUCACGUGUGUCGCCACGAAAAUACAUUUUGUGUAGAAUCGGGAGCUAACGUGCUCGCGAUCCCUUGACUCUUAAAAUCUUCAAAUCACAAAUCGAUUCUGUGCGUGCGAGAAGCGAAGAAUAGAAAUAAUUAAAAAGAUCGAUAAAGUGGUAGUGUUUGAUUGGCGGACUUUGGUUCGAUUACAGUGUCGACGAGAAGAGAGCAGUAAUUCAAGAGUUGCAUCUGCCAAUCGUCAAGAAAUGGCGAUUCCAUUCGCUCUGCCUUCCGACGACGAAGCGGAAACUCAGACACAGCAGCUGGAGCAAUUGAUGCUCGAUCUAUACGCUGCUCUGCAACAGGUACUUCGAAGCAGGACAGCACAGCAUCCGUCAUCACGAAAUCAUCGGUUGCCACGACGAAGCGGUGACGACCGACAACUGGUGGUCCUGGUGGACUCUGAUCUGUCCCGAUUGCCGCUGCCCGAUCUUGUCCUGUCCGCCGUGGAACAACUUCCGCCUCCGACGCCCCAGGUGACGGUGUCCGCGCCCAGCAGCCCGACCAGGGACGCGGCAUUCCAGUUUCCGGAGUGCAGCGGGGACGAGAACGGUGCGGCACCGGUGCCGAGCCCGAGGCCACGGCCGCGAAGACGCAGGCUCGCCUCGGAGGGUGGUGGCGCUACUAUGAAGAAAGGGCCCGCCACAGAGCGAAUCUGCAAGAAAUGCUGCGGCCACUUGGGACAGGCCUUCAACGAGAGCCAGUGGGCGAGCGUAGGCGCCAACCUCAGGAACAUCGCCGACGACUUUCAUGCGUCACAGACCAAGGCCGCCGAGAUCGAAAAGUCCCGACUGCCCGCGAUGGACCCGAGCUUCGCAGAUUCCAACAACACGAGCGGCUCAACCGACAGUAUCCUGUCGCUGCUGAUCCCGGCCCCCCUCCGCGAGACUCUGUGGACGACAGUGGCCUUGUACCUCGGAUGGAGGCUGGUCUCCCGUCUUCGAUAGACGCGACGGAAUCGUCGUUGCGUCGACGCCACGACGAUCGACCACGAUGCCUCGAGAACGUUAAGAAUCAUCAUCACCGACGCUUGGAACCGACCCAACAGGGACAGCCAGUUAGCCAGCGAGCCGUCACUUGGUAAACCAGCGACUGGUCCUCCUCCUUGGCCCUUUGCACGCCGCACGAACCGACGGACGCCGCGCCCGUCCGUUUCCAACGUUUCGAACCAGCACACGGAAUCCUUCUUGCUGGACGACUCCUGCAGCAACGUCGAACGCGAUCCUCUGUUCUCGCGCCAACAUCUGUUCUCCGUGCACGCGCGUCCCUCGCCGCGCGCGAUCGAGAAUGCGCUCGCAUCGCGCACCCUUCGCUCCUUCGACGCGGAUCCGUCGCGCCUCGAGGACGAGGACGAGGAUUCGAGGGAGGAGGAAGAGGAGGAACUCGUGGGACGCGACGAAUACGAAGGUAUAGAUAGCGGGAUUGACGAGGAGGAGCAGGAGGAGAUGGAGGAGGAGAUGGAGGAGGAGGAGGAGGAGGAGGACGACGAGGGUGGAGCUUGUCAACUCGUUACUCGUCGUGAAGUCAGAGUUACCUGAGGCCAAGUACCAUUUCACGUUUGUCCGAUGGUUGGUCGUUCGGUGAUGGCCGAUGUAAAAGGAUGGCUCGAUGUCGUGUCCACGUACCGGUAACUCUGGCUCAACGACGAUCAAAGAGUCGCGUCCGGAAUAUAUUUCUCGUUUCCUUUUUUUUUUCUCUUCUUUUUUUUUCUUUCUUUUUAUUUUUUUAUUUUUUUUUUUUUUCCUCGUUCUUCGUCGGCCUCGACUCGCGUAGUUAGUAUUCCUCGCUCGAGAGUGAGUCCAUCCUUCCCGGCCGAGCGAUCGUCGCGCGCGAUCGAUUCGACGGGCAAGGAUCGAUUUCCAGGUGCAUUCUCUCUCUCUCUCUCUCUCUCUCGCCCCCGCGGCGGCGCGAUCGACGCGUGAUCAUCAACGAGCAGAGGGGAAUCGUUUGCGAGACGAGUUCGUUCGUCUUCCGGUUUUCGUUGCAUGCACGAGUAGGAAAUAAGAGGCGGGCAGAAUGUGUCUGUCUCUUUCUCCUCCUCUCCCUCUCCCUCUCUCUUUCUCUCUCUCUCUUUCUCUCGGCCGAUUUGAAGUAUAUAUUAUAUAUAUGUUCGAAUACGCGUAUACACAGAGAUGCGAGUAUGAUCGGUAGGUGAUGAUAGAUCGCGAGGCCGGUCUACUUGGACGGUGGUGAGGGUGGCGGGAGGGAGGAUAUUAAGGAAGAGAUCCAAAGAGGACUUAACCCAAUAAUCAAAUGAUGAUCUCAUUACGGAUAUAAAAUAAAGAGAAUUAAAAUAAAGUAGUGUGAUCACGGGAACGGGACGGAUCCCCUUCUUCUCUUUCGUUUCUCUCGAUCCUUCUUCUCUCUUUCCCCUCCCCUCUCUUUUCUUUCUCUCCGUAUUGCGAUUUUUGAUUCUUUUUUUUUGUUUUUUCCUUCUCGUUAUUUCUUCCCCCCGUUAAUCGUAAGGCAACCGUAUUUCCGUCCCGUUCUCGUCCCGGUAGGAAGUAUUUUUGACGUGGCUUGUAGAUAACGCGGUUACCUAGCCGAUACUAAGGCAAGGCAGAACUCUAUCUGGGAUAAAAAAGAGGAAAAAAGGAAAAGCGACAUCGCGCCAUGUCGUCUCGCGAACAACGAGGUUGCCAAGAUCCUCGGCAGCAAAAUGGUGGGAAGGGGAGGGGGAGGGGGAAAUGGAGAUUUCGUUUCGCGUGAUCUUAGGUAAUAAUCGAUCCAUCCAUCCGAGGAUCGAUCGAUUUUCGAAACGAAGUGAACGAUGAUCGUGGAUUAGAAUUCGCUAGACGCUCAUGGUUGAUUGUCGAUUCAUUUGUAAAUAGAAAGUAUUUCGAGGAGAAGAGUGUUUCUCUCUUUUUCUCUCUCUCUUUCUCUCUCUCACUCUCUCUUUCUCUCUUUCUCUCUCUCUCUUUCCCUCUCUCAGUAUGUACUCCAAAAGUAAAAGAACAAAAAAAAAUAUAUAUAUAUAUAUCUGAUACUACUGAGAAGAAGAACGAAAAGAGAAUAUAUUGUAGUAUAAGGAAAAGAGAAAGAAUUAAUUGCGCGAUUGAGCAGGUAGGGAAACGGGCGAGGACACGUAAAGUGAAGAGGGGAGCAACGUAUUGUAAUUAUAGAGGAUUUAACUAAAAUAAUUAAAAUUCAGUAAAUAAGUCGACGUUUAAUAAUUAAAGUAGAUAAUCGAUAGAUCGAGGAUCGCAGCAUCUUAAUUGGCUAGCUGCGAGUCCCGUGGACAGUUUUCGAAUGAUCUCCGGUAGCUUAGCUCUUAGUGGCGCCCUCCUCGAGGACGCCUUUCAUGACGCUGAGGGAUCGAGGGGUGUCUCGCACCCUUUGCUCCCUUUGCGCGUCACUUUUUUCUUUCUCAUCUUCCCUCUAUCUUUCGCACUUUCUUCUUCCUUCUUUUCUUCUUUUGCGCGGCUAUCUGUCUCUCGUGGUGAUGAUUAUGCCUUCUUUCUUUCUUUCCUUUAUGAUCGACAUUUGCGAUUUAUUUUAAAAGUUUCUCUUCCGAUUCUUUUUGUCAUUCAAUCUCUUCUUCCUCCUCUAUUCUAUUCUUCUUCCAUAUUCUAUUUCACUCUCUUCUCUAUCGUUAAUUAUAUCAUUUUGUUAUUCGUCGAUUCUCGCGAAUUACGUAUUCUUUAAACGAUAAUUACUUCUUUUUUUUUUUUUGAUCUCGUUAAUUAACAAUUAUAUAUUUAGGUCUUCGUUGUUUCGUCGUUCUCGCGAUUCUAUAGGCCAUGUCCCGCCAUAUAUUGGCGCGAACGCUCGUAGAAGUUGGAAUUAAUAAUUAAAGGAUAGUUAGUAUCCCUGGUCGAGACUCGAGAGCCUCGUGUUCCCUCGAGUGAGAUCUCGAACGGGAUGAAACCAAAAUCAUCAUAAGGCUGUCGAUACGAUAGUGUUUUCCCGUGGACCGUUCUAUCUGUCUCUCUAUCUGUCUCUAUCUCCCGAGUAAAGACUACUUCUUUUUUUUUUUUUUUAAUCAAUAUCAAUAUUUUUUAUUACGAUUAUUAUUAUUAUUAUUAUUAUUAUAUUAUAUUAUUAUUAUAUUAUUAUUAUUAUUAAUAUUAUUAUUAUUUUUUAUCAUUUGUUUGUUUGCCCUUUUCUCUUCCAUCUUAAAAAUUAACAGAUAAGAUUUCGAUUGACGUACUCCGUCGAAGUAUUCCAGUGUGUAGAAAAGCUAGUAGUAUUUAUUUAUAGGUAAUCGUGUAUUCAUAUAUGUCUAAAUAGGAUCUCGCGAGAUGAUAUUCUUUCGAGAUAAUGAAAUACUGCCAUUCGUCCUAAAGCUGAGAAAGGUGCGCGUGAGAAAGGUGUUGUUGUGUGUCGUCCUGAAUUAUAGAUAAGGGAAGAAAAAAAAAAUAUAUAUAUAUUAUAUACGAAGACGUUCAUCAGGAGUUCUGCCUGAACGAACGUUCCUUCUUGGGAGGCGUACGUACGUUAUUUUUCCUCUAUCGAGAAAAGUCGAUACGCCUUUUAAAGUGAAAGCGUGCGAAGAUAGAGUGUGAUGAUGAUAAUAAUGAUGAUGAUGAUGAUAAUUAUGAUGAUGAUUAUGAUGACGAUGAUGACGAUGAUGACGAUGAUAACGAUGAUAACGAUGAUUAUUUAGUUUCUCCGAAGGAGGAGUUCAGGAUCGGUACGAAUGAGGCAAGGUGAAGGCGAGGAUAACAUCCUCGUUUCCUCCUCAUCCGAUUGCACCGAUUCGAAUCGUUCCACGGACGAAAUCUAGAGUCUAGAUAGAGUCUCUUGAUGUUCGUAAAAAAAAAAAAAAAGAUAGUAACUUAAAUAUAGCGUAUUUUUCAUCGAUUUACUUCAUUCGCCAGAAAUAUGCGUUUCUGGGGAGGACAGAAAGUUCUGUGGCGAGCCGACCAUAUUCUUCUCUCGCCCCACUCCCCCUGUGAUGAUUUUCGUCCGAUGUGUGUGUGUUCGUUUGUUCUUCCUCUUCGGUUGAAUGAAUUUAUAUUUGAUAAUGAUAACGAUAAUACAGUUUGUGACAGUUUUGUGAUUUUUUUUUUUUUAAGUCGUAUCUUUUAAUCGUGUUCCGUUGAGAUCGAUAAAGACUUUUAUUAUCGUACCAAGUGAUAUUUCCACCAUAAUUUUCGCCUCCUCGUUCGAUGGGUUAACGUUUUACAAAAAAAACUCGGUGAGGUUCAGCAGCAAUUUAUCUCCAGUUUCUUCGUUUUUUUUUUUAUUUUUCCUUUUCCCUUUUCUUCUUCUUCUUCUUUUUUUUUCUCGUUUAUUCCAGAGUUUGUUCUUAAGUUCUUUGUCGAUCAGAGUUUUCUUCUCUCCUCUCUAUUUACCCGAGGAGGGGGUAAAUAAACGCGAGAGCGAGCAGGAUCGUCGUACAAUUGUGAUGUAAUAAGAUAGUAAUUGCCAUUGGCGCGAUGAGGGGGGAUGACAGGGCUCUCAUCGCGCUCGCGAAACCUUUUUUAUAUUAGCAUUCCGACCAAAGGAAAAGGAAGUAGAGUUCGAUCGUGUGCACGUAGUGAAACGCAAGAUAUUUUCUAUCGUUCUUUUUUUUUUUUCUUCAAUAUCUUUUCUUCAAUUUUUCUCCUCCCCUUUCGUCUCUUCGUAUAAAAAUGAGGCUUGAGCGAGGCCAUACUUACCGAAGUGGCUGUUAUACUUAACGAAAUUUCUCUUUUUCCCGUUCUUACCUUUCGUUCGUUGUUUUCUUCGUUGUUGUUAUUUUCUUCUUCUUCUUCUUCUUCUUCUACUUCUUCGUCGUUUUUACCUCUCGUCCUUUUCACGCGCAUUGCACUCAAUUAGACGUUGACGCGUGAAGAGGGGAAAAAUGGAAAAUAGAGCACCGAGAAACACGAACAAAUUUUUGCGCCCCUGUAUGAAACGUAGCCCCGUUGUAGGUUUAAGAGUCGAAAUAAAAAAGAGGAUUAAUUAGAAAUCGAGGGAAACGCGAUUAGAAAACGAAAUAGAAGCUAGAAUACUACUAUACCAAGUCGAGCAAACGAUAAUCAAGCACAUGGGAUUAAGAUAAAACGCAAAGACCACAGAAGAUUAAUAAGAGGAAUAAAUAAAUGAAUAAAUAAAAACGCAUGUACAUAGCCGCUUGUUCGUGGGGCCGUAAAGUACCAUAAUCGUCUACGAUUGCUAUAUCCCCCUUUUCUCUAUUCGUUCGUUUUCGUGUUUUCUUUUCUCUCUCUCUCUCUCUCUCUCUCUCUCUCUCUCUUUCUUUCUUUUUCUUUACAACUUUUGUUUCACUUACGGUAUUCUUCCCGCCAAUUUUUAUUUUAUUUUUAUUUUUUUUUACCUUCCUCUUUGGUUUCAAGUUUUAAACCAACGCUUUAGAGAAAUGAUAAAAACGAACCUCCUCUCCCCAUUAAGUAGGAGCAUUUUUACAUAGUAGCAUAGUAGUCAGCCAUAUUGAGAACGUAUUAAUUAUAUAAAUAAACAUGAAUAAAAAGUAUAUAUAUAUAUAUAUAUUAUAAUGGAAAACACUUAUAUAUAUAUAUAUAAAUAUAUAUAUAUUUUAAAUGGUAUAUUUGGAUAUAUAUAUUAUUAACGAAAUGCUAUUUCGAGGCGUACCGUUGCGAUAUGAAAAGAGAAAAAAGAGAAAUAUAAUGAUAGUCGUAUAUCUCGAAAGGGCGAGCUCGAAGGGAGGAUGAACGAUUGAGAAACAAAGAAAGGCAAAGGGUCGAAAAAAAAAAAGAAAAAGAAAAAGAAAAAAGAAACGAAGAGAAGAGGAGUAGGAAAACGGUGAUGUUUCUCGUUCGGAGAUGAUGAUUUUUUUUUUUAUUUUUUUUUUAUUAUUUUUUUUUAUUUUUUUUUUCCUUUGAGAUUGACGAAGAACGGAGAAUGACAGCCGAGGCUGGGACAUAAGCUGUAACUGUGACUAUUGUGGAUCGUGGGGGGCAGGCUGUAUCGCGAAUUUUUUCUUUCUCGACCUCGAUGACGUCCACCUCGUUCGAGCUUUUUUUUCCACUCGAACCGAGUUUCACAAAAGAACAAACUAAGAAACAAACAAACAGAAAAAAAAAACAAAAAAAAAGUCAAUUUCCUUUCUGUCUUGGGUCGUCAAAGAGAAUUAUUAAUUCCAAAGAGUUCAAACCGGAAAUCAAUCAUCUCCAAUGAUCGAAGGUAUAAACGAAAAAAGGCUAGGUUUAAUUGCCAAUGAAUUAUCCCGGCCAACCAAAUAGCAUAAGCAAUAAUAUCGAAGAGAACGAAAAGCAGCCCGCCCAUCCGAGAUCCCCGCGCGUCAAAGCGUCACUGUGAUCUCGUAAUUAUUAAUGAAAUAUCUGAUUAUUGUAACGAAUAAUCGCUAUGAAUAUUAUAAUGUACCCGUUCCCUUCUCCCCCUCCCAAUGUUCCCCCCAAAUGUUCCCUCCAUCGAGAGUAAGAGAGAGAAAGGCCCCCGUAAAUGGUGGAGGGAUCGCGUUUUCAAUUCUCGCAUCAAAGAGAGUCCUCUCGUUUUUUUAUUUUUUUUUAUCAUUAUUAUUAUCUCUCUUCGCUUCCACCAAACUCCUCUCACUUUCCUAAAUCCUUCAUUGUCCUCCCUAUCCUCGCGUUAUCUUUUUUAAAUGAAAUUAAUCGUAAUUUUUAAUCGUAAAAUUUUCCAAUGAUCUCUCGGUGGUGCGUUCGAAGUACUGGCAAACUGUUCUAAUCUCUCUAACGUUUUUUCUCUCUUCCAUUCUCUCUUUCUCUCUCUCUUUUUUUCUCUUUCUCUCUCUCGCUCUAUUCUUCUCGAUCGUGCCACCGAACUUUUCACUAUGAUCAAAGUGAGGAAACAGGAAAGGGAUGCCCGAAAGAGGGG
This is a messenger RNA of Apis mellifera (honey bee), 8586 nucleotides long. RefSeq lists its product as uncharacterized. The coding region runs from base 1032 to 1772 and encodes 246 amino acids. The transcript has 3 exons. Lineage: Eukaryota; Metazoa; Arthropoda; Insecta; Hymenoptera; Apidae. The record is from RefSeq and is a predicted model, not a curated record.